Trametes versicolor FP-101664 SS1 is the source of this 851-nucleotide messenger RNA. RefSeq lists its product as uncharacterized. NCBI's taxonomy places the organism in Eukaryota, Fungi, Basidiomycota, Agaricomycetes, Polyporales, Polyporaceae. The transcript has 5 exons. The record is from RefSeq and is a predicted model, not a curated record. Bases 33 to 566 code for a protein of 177 amino acids.
GUAAUCUGCAAUCCCUCACCUGAAGUAUCGUCAUGCCGUUAGUAUGCUUUCCGAUACGUCCUCCAGAGGAAUGGGCUACCGGCGGGGAGCCCAUGACCGAGCGGCAGCGCAUCGCGCUCACCAACGUCGCCGCCUACAACCAGAUCGAUAUUCCUUUCCUCUACGUCAAGGAUCAGAACGGGCAAAACGUCACGAAGGCUGAGGCGUACAUUCUCAUCCAGAUGAUAUUGGACGGCUUACGACCGUCUCCGGAGUACAUCGACUCUCUGGGUUGGAAUCCUGACACGUACACGACUCCGCCGCACCCGCAAUUUUGGAUGAACUGCGAUGCGGCGCCGACAACCAUGCAAAUGGCGUGGCUGCACAAGCUCAUCGACGAUAUCGGUAUUCCUGAAGCCGUGAAGCUGAAGGCGCUUGAGGGAAUUACUCGAGGCCAGGCGUCGUUGCUGAUCGGCCGGUUGCGAGAGCAGAAGGGACACAUCCGUCCCGCGGAAGAGAGGAGGAUGGUCUUCGAGCAUGCCGUGCAGGCGGUGAAGGCCGAGUUGCCGACUCCGGAACAGGAGUAGCUCGCUCUUGACGGCAGGGGCAUAUUUGGACCUUUGUGUUGUGUACGACUACUAGGGGAGAUCUAAGCGCGAAUAGCGGAAUAGUGGAGGUAUACUUAUUUGGCAACAUCUGCGUUCCAGAUGAUCCAGCGCCCGUGCGCUGCCGCGUUGCAUCAUCGUACUCGCAGGCUCUUCGGGCCACCGAUCGCGCCCGCGGACCGCUCUCUCCCCCAUUCAGCACUAUCUCCCUUGGUAUCACGCCGACUCUGAGCUCGGCAUUUUCUACGACUCGGACUAGCAAACGAC